GCACAGCCAGUCAGUCACAGGCUCCCUUCAUGCUUAUGUUCGGACGUCUACAAAAUGACCAAAUAACGAAGACUAAGAAUUAGAGGAAGCAGCGAGAUAGGCGGGGCAAGCAUGAGAGCAUUGGGGUUGGCACCAGCAGCGACGCUGUCAUUACGGCAGCACUGUGGAAUCGGACUCAGACUCAAUGCUUUCGCCGUUGGAGGAGGAGGAGGAAUAGAGGUGGGAGAGAUAAGAGAGAGGAGCAAAAGGUGGAUAUGGAAGGACAAAUUUUCCAUUAAUUACUUCUCUGCUUCUCCAGCUUCACAAACUAACACUCAGCAGCCUCGUCUUCCACCCGUUCUUCUUGUUCAUGGCUUCGGCGCCUCCAUUCCUCAUUGGCGCAGGAAUAUUGGCACUCUAGCCCAAACGCACAAUGUUUAUGCCAUUGACCUUCUUGGCUUUGGUGCUUCGGAUAAGCCACCAGGUUUUUCCUAUACCAUGGAGACAUGGGCUCAGCUCAUACUUGACUUCUUGGAACAAAUUGUUCAAAGGCCAGCUGUUCUGAUAGGCAACUCUGUUGGAAGUCUUGCUUGUUUGAUUGCUGCCUCAGAAGAAUCCAGUUCAAGUCUGGUGGCAGGUCUAGUGCUGCUAAAUUGUGCGGGUGGCAUGAACAAUAAGGCCAUUGUGGAUGAUUGGAGGAUUAAGUUAUUGUUACCUUUGCUCUGGUUAUUUGAUUUCUUGUUGAAGCAAAAGGUGAUUGCGUCGGCAAUUUUUGAGCGAGUGAAACAAAGGGAUACACUGAGGAAAAUUCUAUCGUCUGUUUAUGGGAACAAGGAAUCCGUGGAUGAAGAACUGGUAGAGAUCAUUAGUGAACCAGCAAAUGAUGAGGGGGCACUUGAUGCAUUUGUUUCCAUUGUGACAGGGCCACCUGGGCCAAAUCCUGUGCAACUUAUGCCCAGAUUAUCAUCCUUACCAGUUUUAGUUUUGUGGGGUGAUCAAGACCCUUUCACCCCUCUUGAUGGGCCUGUUGGUAAGUACUUUGCUUCCUUACCCUCACAUUUCUCCAAUGUUAGCCUCUUCGUGUUAGAAGGAGUAGGACAUUGUCCCCAUGAUGACCGACCUGACUUAGUCCAUCAAAAGCUGCUUCCGUGGUUGGCUCAUCUUCCUCUUUCAUAAAUCACGAAACAUAAAUUUGCAUAACAUUCUUUCUUAUUACAAUCUUUUUCUAGUUGAUCAAUAUAGUAUAUGUAAAAUGUAGCUAUCUAAUUUAUUUGGUUUAUUCCUCCAUAGUACAAAUUACUAUGCCUCUAAAGCCACAUUAUUUAGUAUGUAAUCUGAAUCAGGAGUAAAUAAAUGGUGUUCCAAAGAGCACAAUUAGUUGGAAGAUCC
Carica papaya (papaya) is the source of this 1368-nucleotide messenger RNA. Its product is annotated as alpha/beta-Hydrolases superfamily protein. Gene Ontology annotation, molecular function: chlorophyllase activity. Gene Ontology annotation, cellular component: chloroplast. Lineage: Eukaryota; Viridiplantae; Streptophyta; Magnoliopsida; Brassicales; Caricaceae. The record is from RefSeq and is a predicted model, not a curated record. Gene Ontology annotation, biological process: chlorophyll metabolic process.